This is a messenger RNA of Emericellopsis atlantica, 803 nucleotides long. RefSeq lists its product as uncharacterized. Lineage: Eukaryota; Fungi; Ascomycota; Sordariomycetes; Hypocreales; Bionectriaceae. The transcript has 3 exons. The record is from RefSeq and is a predicted model, not a curated record. The coding region runs from base 191 to 682 and encodes 163 amino acids.
UAGUGUCGAUACUUGAAUGAUGACAAAGCUCUCAUUUCCUUGACUUGUUUUGCCUCAUGAUGACUUGAAAUUUUUGGCUUCGCCAGUGUUCCUUCCUUCGCGAUUGCAACUCAAAAAUGGCAAGCGUCGACGUCACGUGCAACCCCCCACGCGACGUCAAGGAACGACUCAACGUCAGCCAAUUCUGUGAAUGGAGGAGGACACCCUUCCCACGUCCCAAAGCAGACGUGAUGCUAGUUUGAAGUCGAAAGCCGAUAUUGAGGGGAUCCUCAACAAGCUUGAGAAUCCUGCCGACGCCAGCAACAGUACAGAGUUAGACAAGCUGCUGGUGCAACUUCACGGAGCGACUCGCACACUAGGCGAGGGCGCGCUGGAACCUCUGUUCUCAAAAAGGGGUGUGAGGAUCAUUGGAGGAUAUGCCUUCCAAGCCCAUCCGAAGCCGGAGCACCUGCCUGCGCUGAGAUGUCUGAACAACAUCCUGGUCAGGUCGCCCGAGUCUAGGAAGCUCCUGCCCACCGAGAUCGGCACAGACAGGAUCAUCUCGGCUCUCAAGGUGUGUGCAGGAAGCAAACCAGCCCAGUUCAGGACGCAACUAAAGGCGGACAGCGCGAUGACCCCGAAGACGAGCUGGCUCUGGCCAACAUCAUCAUCUUCUCGUGCCAUGGCACAAGCUUGGACUUGACGCCUUGCUUUGAGAAUGAUGGCCUCGCGGAAAUCGUGAGCGCGGUAGGUAUCUUGCCCCAGCGCUCACCGCACAUCCUAAUUCAUAUCAGAACAUCCAACGUCACGCAAACCAAGGGCCA